Molecule: messenger RNA, 2187 nt
Organism: Drosophila kikkawai
Lineage: Eukaryota; Metazoa; Arthropoda; Insecta; Diptera; Drosophilidae
Gene: Ent1
Product: Equilibrative nucleoside transporter 1
Biological process (GO): nucleoside transmembrane transport
Cellular component (GO): plasma membrane
Molecular function (GO): nucleoside transmembrane transporter activity
Source: RefSeq, a predicted model, not a curated record
AGCUGUUUAAUUAUCUUUUCUUUAUUUUAUUUAUUGCAUUGUUAUUGUGUUUGCAGUGAUUUUAGUUAAUUUUUUACGUUGUAGCUUUCAUAACUAAAAUGCAGGCAGACCUAAGCUUCACUCAAAGAUUAUAAAACCGAUCUCAAACGUUGUAAAUAACCACGAAAAACAGCUGCUUUGUGCAUGAGCCAAGCGUCCCAAGGUGGAACCGCGCCUCUGUGAGGGUCUAGAAUAUAGAAAUCAAAUGCCUGGAACUAGUGACACACAGCGGCUGGUGCCCGCCGAGGAGGAUGACCAGAUCCUGGCCUCCGAGGGCAGCUUUGUGCCCGCCUUCAGGCCGCAGGAUAACCAGGAGUACAACCUGGCGGAUGAGCGAUGCCUGCUAGAGCGACCCGAGGAUGAGGUGGUGCUAGUGUCCAACGAACCCACCCGCGGCAGGCUCUUUACCUACAUUGUGUUCUACCUGCUGGGCAUAGGCACCAUGACGCCCUGGAAUUUCUUUGUGACGGCAGAAGAUUACUGGAAAUACAAGUUCCGCAAUACCUCGAUCAAUGGCACGGAUCCAGACGAGGAGCUCACCCCUUUGCAAAGGAGUUUCACCUGCGAUUUGGCUCUCACGGCCACCAUUUCCGGCACAACCUUUCUCCUGCUCAAUGCCAUCUACGGACAUCAUGUGUCGCUGCGCCAAAAAAUGGUGGGCACUUUGUGGAUGAUUCUGAUCCUAUUUGGAGUCACCACAGGCUUUGUGGAGGUCAACACAGACAAAUGGCAAGAGCAGUUCUUUCUAAUCACACUCAUCAUAGUGGUGCUGCUCAACAUUUCUGCUGCUACCAUGUCGGGCGCUCUGUAUGGCGUGGCUGGCCUCUUUCCCUCCGAGUUCAUGACGGCCGUGGUCAGUGGCCAGGCUCUAGGCGGCAUACUCACAGCUUUGGCUUUUAUAUUGGUUUUGGCCUUUGACACGGGCCCCAAUACCACGGCCUUAAUCUUCUUUAUCGUGGGCGGAGGACUCAUCCUGCUGUGCCUGGUCUGCUAUGAGAUCCUAGCCCAUCAGCCGUUCUUCAAGUAUUACCUGGAGGGUGGCGACAAGUACAAAGUAAUCCGGGCAGUGCCCUCGCACGGUCGCAACGAUGAGGGUGAAGGAGGAGAAGUGGUGCUGGAACCUAUUAUUGGACAGGUAAUGUCCAAGAUCUAUGUGCAUGUGAUAUGCCUGGCGCUGCUGUACGCCACCACGCUGUCGGUGUACCCAGCGGUGACAGUGCUGAUGCAGUCGGAGUAUGGGCACAGCGAGUGGACAGAUGUGUACUACCUACCCGUGGUCAACUAUCUGUUCUUCAACUGCGGCGACUACUUUGGCCGCCUGUUUGCCGGCUGGCUGGAGCGACCCGUCAACAAGAACACCUCGCUGCUCUUCACCAUAGUGCGCAUGGUUUUCAUACCGUUCUUCCUGUGCUCCAACUCCAGCGAGCAUCGAUUCCUGCCCGUUCUGGUGAAGCACGACUACUCCUUCAUAGCCAUGAUCAUCGUGUUUGCCCUGUCCAAUGGCUAUCUCACAAACAUUCUGCUCAUAAUGGCCCCCAAGAGCGUCAAGCAGCACGAGAGGCAGCUGGCCUCCUCCAUUAUGGCUGCCGCCCUCAGCUGCGGCAUGGCUGUGGGUUCGCUGCUCAGCCUGGUCUUUGUUCAGAUGCUGUGACGAGUCUUCCGCCGAUGUGGUGCCUUAGAAAACGGUAGAAUCUUUUUUAAGCUUUACUAAUUUUAUGUUACCUGAUCUUGUUUCCAUAUCGUUAGGUUUAAGCCCCUCAUUUUCAAUUUUUAUAUGUGUUUUAGGUCCCAAUUUGCCAUUAAUCCCGAGAUUUUAUAUCCUUUUUUUAUCACUCGUAAUUAGAUUUAAGCCUGAAAGUUAAUCCGUUAAGGCUAAGCAGCUUUUAGAAGCAAUAUGUGAAAGGCUGUACGAUAUUUCUUUGGUUUAACGUUUAUUUUUUAGAUUUUUUUUCUGCGGAUCACAACAACAAUGUGGAUUAUUCUUAUUUUUUGUUUUUUUCGACAUUAUUUUUGGAAUUAACUAAUGAACGCCAUUGUAAACAUCGACUGUUUGACUGCAAUUGAUUUUAAAAUGUACAUAUUUGUAAUUAACCUUUAUUUGUUUAUCGCCCUGCAGUGAGAAUCGCAAACUAAAAAAAUUAAAGCAUA